Molecule: messenger RNA, 2566 nt
Organism: Thermothelomyces thermophilus ATCC 42464
Lineage: Eukaryota; Fungi; Ascomycota; Sordariomycetes; Sordariales; Chaetomiaceae
Exons: 2
Coding region: 128-2308 (726 amino acids)
Cellular component (GO): membrane
Source: RefSeq, a predicted model, not a curated record
GGAGAUUCAACUGUUGCGCUUGCCACUGCGACUUGAAGCCUUUUUUGGAUCCUUUCAUAUCUCCAGUCAGACCCAAGACACCCCCGGCGGCCCGGCUUGGAUAUGCAACACACCGACCCCUCUCAUCAUGAUUGAACCAACGGCAUCGCCGUCGCAGGCGCCGUCCUUGGGCGUUGCGCUGGUCGCACUCUUCUGCAUCUCGGUCGUCGUCCUCCUCAUCCUCCGACACUACCUCCCGCUCCGCACCACUCCCGCCUUUCUCCUUGUGCCCGUCUUCUUCGCGCUAUGGCUUCCCGCCAGCAUGGUCCUGCUGGUCCCAAUCGACCUGGCUUCCAGCGCCAUGACCGACAACAUUGACGCCCGCGGGAUAUGGCUCGACGAGCGAACCCUCAGGGUGUCGUGGAGGAUCACGUAUUGGCUCACCUUUGCCCUCACCUGGUUUAUCCUCCCCAUACUCGGCGAGUACUCGGAUUCUGGCUACCGCGAGCCGAAGGCAAAGCUCCUCGACUCUCUGCGUGCGAACGCACAGUACUAUGGCAUCGUCUUCGGAUCCGGCGCCCUCGGGCUGAUCUACGUCCUCAUAUCCUACGGUCACUUCUCCGAGUCGCUCAAGAGCACCGUCAUGGCACUCGCAUAUUGCUGGGGUUUGAUCUUGGUCAUCUACUUGAUGGGCCACGGCCUCGUUUCGAUACCUCGCCGCCUCUUCCGCAAUGCCAACAUCAGCGGCAGGCUGCGCCGGAUCCAGGCACAGGCCCCAAAGAUCUACGAGAAGAUGGAAGAUUCGAUAGUGGACGUGGAGGACCUCGAGCUGCAGGUCGCAGAGCUCAGUCGACGCAAGGGUGGUAGCGCCAGUCUGUUCCAGGACUGGAUCGAAGAGUUGGCCGACAUGACCAACCUGCCAGAGUCGCCACCUGGCCGGGCAAGCAUCCUCCGAGGAUCUGGAAACCCGAGCCCGCUCCCGAACGUCAUCACCGCAAAGUACCUUGCCGAACUCACCAGAAGGCUGGUCAGGGCGAAGCACGCUCGGUCGCGGUAUGUGAGUGAGUGGAAUCGGCUGCUGGAGGACGCGGUCAAGACCCAAGCGAUAUUGGACUCGGCAGCGUCCAAGAAGCUGGAUUUCGGCCGGGCUUCUCCCCAUGCCGGCUUCUGGGACCGACACACCAUCUUCACCCCCUAUACGCGCUAUCUGUUUCACUACCACUUCGUCCCGUACCUGCAGAUCGCCCUCGCCGCCGUCCUCUCCCUUGCCUCCGUCUGCAUCGUCUGGUCCGAGCUCGUGAAGGGUCUCUUCCCCCAACUCUCCGUCAUCCGCUACAGCGUCGUCCACCACCAGGUCGCCGGCAAAGGCCAGGUGGGCUUCGCGGGCCAAGUCAUCGCCGCCCUCUGGAUGGUCUACAUGUGCGCGGCCGCGCUCAUCUCCAUCACCGAGGUCAAAGUCUGGCGCGGCCGCGCUCUCGUGCGCCGCAACACCGCCCACGAGUCCGCCUUCUGGUACGCCAGCCAAGUUGCCCGCCUCAGCGUGCCCCUCACCUACAACUUCAUGACAUUCCUGGGGGUCAUCUACCGCGACACCGUCUUCUACGACUUCCUCGGCCAGCUCAUCAACCUCACCCCGCUCGGCAAGUGGUUCGACUACCUCUUCCCGGCUUUCAUCCUGCUCCCCGUGUGCGCCACUCUGUUCGGCCUCUACGGCAGGGUCAAGCGCGUCGUCAGCUUCGGCGUCGUCGACGCCCUGGACAACGAGGAGGAGGAGGACGACGUCGCCGAUCGGGGCAGUUCUGCCGCCUUUGGGGCGUGGCGCGAAGGCCGCGACCUCAUCGAGCGCGAGCUGAACGGCACGCUGGCCGCCGUCCGGGCGCGCCGCGCCGACGUCGUCAACAGCAGCGGCGGCGGCAACGGCCGCACCGGGCGCUCGGCCCCAGUUCUGUCUAUCCCCCGCGCCGGACAGACCCCAACCCCGUUCGGCACGUCGCCCGCCGCGGGUAGUGCCGCAACCCCCUCGCGCAGCCGGCGAGCGCAGGCGAACACCUCGACCAGGACAGUCGGCCGCGCUGAGCCCCUCCCUGCCGACGAGGGAGACGACGAGAACUUUUUCGAGGCGCUGGGCCAUCGCGUCAAGAAUACGAUUGACACGCUCGAUACCCCCAAAUGGUUGCAGGACCUCGGGCAGGGGAUCAAGAAGCCCAAGUGGAUGGGCGGUCACGAGGGGCAAAGCGGGAGUGGGAGUCACAAUGUAGGAAGAGGAGGCGGCGCGGAUAUAAGGAGGUGGUUUGGCGGUGGGAAUGACGAGGGGAGGAUAAGAUUGUAAGUUUCUUGUAAGAUUUAUUCGGCUCGGUUCACAUCUUCGUUCUGUUGUUUUUUUGGUCUCGGGUACUACUACUGCUGCUGCUGCUGAUUUUGCUUGGUUAUUUAUGGGAGAAGCAUUGGGCGGCGUUUUAGGGGUUUGUUGGUGGGGGGAGGGGCCUUGUGGAAUCAUGAGCUUUCUCCCUGGCUAGUGUCUUCUAGUAAUAUUGCUAUGGUAUGUAAUGCAACCUUUGGGGUAUGUGAUUUUGCAUUUUCCCCCCCC